This is a messenger RNA of Triticum turgidum subsp. durum (durum wheat), 783 nucleotides long. Lineage: Eukaryota; Viridiplantae; Streptophyta; Magnoliopsida; Poales; Poaceae. The record is from the annotation of a GenBank genome assembly.
AUGAACUCGGGCCCCUUCAGCGGCGCAGUGCGCCUCUACGAGGGGUUUUACGGUGGUUUCGGCGGCGGGCAUGGGCAUGGCUUCGGCCAGCAGCUGGGAGCGUCGACGUCGUCGGUCCUGCUCGACGGCGGGACGGGGGAGCCUGGCGCAGCCGCCGCCCCGGACGUGCUGAAGCGGAAGGGAGGAGGGCGGGAGGAGAAGGCGGCGACGGCCCUCAGGAGCCACAGCGAAGCGGAGCGGCGGCGGAGGGAGAGGAUCAACGCGCACCUCGCCACGCUCCGGAGCAUGGUCCCUUGCACCGACAAGAUGGACAAGGCGGCGCUGCUCGCGGAGGUGAUAAACCACGUGAAGAAGCUCAAGAGCGAGGCGGCGCGGGUGGGCAAGCACUGCCCCGUCCCGUCCGGCGCCGACGAGGUCACCGUCGAGGUCGUCCAGCAGCCGCAAGCGCCACCCCACCACCGCGCCGCCUUCCUCGUCAAGGCGACGCUCAGCUGCGGCGACGGCUGCGCGGACCUCUUCGCCGACGUGAGGCGCGCGCUGCAGCCGCUCGCGCCCAGGGUCGUCGGCUCGGAGGUGACCACGCUGGGCGGCCGCGUCCGACUCACCGUGGUCAUGUCGCGCGAGGGCGCCGUGACCGCGGCCUCGGUCCGCCAGGCGCUCGACUCGGUGCUCGACAGGGUCGCCGGCGCGGCCGCCGCCUUCGAGUUCUCGCCGAGGGACUCGCUCCUGGCCGGCAAACGCCGGAGGGUCUCGACGUUGGACUCCUCCAGCUCCUUGGGUUGA